Molecule: messenger RNA, 737 nt
Organism: Xyrichtys novacula (pearly razorfish)
Lineage: Eukaryota; Metazoa; Chordata; Actinopteri; Labriformes; Labridae
Source: the annotation of a GenBank genome assembly
AUGGGCAAGGUGAGUGCUGUUUUUCUCUCUGUUUACACUCUGUUUAAGUUUUUAAAAUCCACUUUAAGUCUUAUUUUUAAGCAAAACUUACAAUAAAAACUCUGAUUUUCUAACAGAUUAUCUUUUACGAAGACAAAAACUUCCAAGGUCGGAGCUAUGAGUGCAGCAAUGACUGCACGGACCUUCACUCGUACUUCAGCCGCUGCAACUCCAUCCGGGUGGAGAGCGGCUGCUUCAUGAUCUAUGAGCGACCUAACUUUAUGGGCCACCAGUACUUCAUGAGGAGGGGGGAGUACCCAGACUACCAGAGGUGGAUGGGCUUCAGCAGUUGUAUCCGCUCGUGUAGGAUGAUCCCAGUGGUGAGUUAUUAAAGAAAAUCAGAGUUAAAGCUACAGGAAGUGAUUUUUAAGUUUUGUAAAUUUGACAUUUUAAGUGGUAAAACCUUACAUUUUUCAUUUUCGCAGUAUCGAGGCUCUUACAGGUUGCGAAUCUACGAGAAGCCCGACUUCAGCGGUCACAUGAUGGAGUUUGUGGAUGACUGUCCCUGUGUGUCUGACCGUUUCCAUCACCGCCACGUCUACUCCUGUAAUGUCAUGAACGGCUACUGGAUCUUCUACGAGUAUCCAAAUUACAGAGGUCGACAGUACUUCCUGAGGGCUGGGGAGUACAGGCGGUACCGCGACUGGUGUGCCACCUGCGCCAUCGUGGGCUCCUUCAGAAGGGUCACAGAGUUUUAG